Theileria annulata is the source of this 1047-nucleotide messenger RNA. RefSeq lists its product as uncharacterized. The transcript is spliced from 3 exons. Bases 1 to 1047 code for a protein of 348 amino acids. NCBI's taxonomy places the organism in Eukaryota, Apicomplexa, Aconoidasida, Piroplasmida, Theileriidae. The record is from RefSeq and is a predicted model, not a curated record.
AUGCUCUCCACAUCUGACAGUGGGUCUGAUUCCAACUAUUCUUCCAUAAAUCGUUAUACUUUUGACACAUGUCAAAAUACUCGAGAUAGAUAUAACUUUCCUUCAAACAAAGAUAAUUCGAAAUUUGGUGCAGAUUCAAAUGGAAUUUCAGCUGAAUCGUCAGAGUGUCAUUCAGUUUCUGCUGAUGAUUCAGAUUGCCAAGAUUUAAAUUCUGAAAACGAAACCGAAUCUGAAUGUGAAUCUGAAACUGAAUCGGAAUCUGAACAAGAUCAGAUACCUCAGUCAACAGAUCAUUUGACUACUUCAUUUGAUAUUCCAGAGUUUGACCGUGAUAUUUUAGAAGGAGAAAGUUACUCUCAAAAUCUGUUUGGAGACCCAGACCAACAGUUUGAUAAUGACAAUUCACCCGUUUCAAGCUUCGGAGUUGGUUCUCAGAACAGAGAUGAUUGUGAAAUCGUUAAUAUAGUCAUGAGUAAUCCCCCUAGGGACUUAAUAGAUUUGAGUAAUGUGGAAGAAGUAAACACUUCAAGUGAAGUGGAACCGUCUCAUUCCACACCUAUUCUGGUAGAUGACUCAAAUAACGUGGAGGCUUCAAGCUCAUUUAAUUCUAACGUUCCAGAGGUAGUGGAUGAUGUAUCUGUUGAUCCAAACAGUUCACCAAAUUCUAGAAAAAGGAAACGAGAAAGUGACGAUUGUAUAAUGGGACCAAUUCGCUGGGUUAACAAAAGUCAGGCCCAGUUCCCUCUUGAUUACAUGUCAAACAGACACAUUUCAAACGCCUAUAAAUUUUUUGAUACUGACAGUUCUUGGGAUUCAAAGAUAAUUGAGGACUUGGAAUUCUUGUUUAAAUGUCCCAUUUGUUAUUCUACCAUUACAAGAUUCAGGUCAGGUAAGGCUCCGAAUGAAAACGACAAGGUUAUUUAUUCCACCAAAUGCGGCCACCUUUUCUGCUUUGAAUGUAUUGAAAGUGUAAAAUCACGUCGAGAAUGUUCAAUUUGUCGUAAAGCUCUAAGAGAUCGCAACCAAUGCCACGUCGUGUUUCCCUAA